AUGCCAUACCAGUGGACUGCAGAGCGGGAACGCCGCAUGCUUCUGUUAGCCAUCUCCCGCACAAACCUGAGGCCCUCGGCCGACACCUGGGAGGCGGUUGCCGCCCUUCUUGGUGAAGGACUGAGCGCGUCAGCAGUGAGCCAGAAGUACUACAAGCUUCGAAACGAGUCGAUGAAGCUACUCCAGGGCCAGGAAGGCUCGGCCCCAAGGACGCCGACCAAGCGCAAGGCUUCGCCGGAUGAAGAGGAGAAGAAGACUCCUCCCUCGAAGCGGGCGAGGAAGCCCAAACGUGAGCCCCUGGACGGUGUGCCCUUGUCGGAAGUCAGCAGCAGCCCCGGCGAAGUCAAGACCGAGGAUGCUGCGAUCAAUGCCAACGUCGACGUCGAUCCCUUUUCCAGUUACCAGGCACCAUUCAUGCCCACGGAUUACUUCAUGCCCGUGAACAGUCAGUUCAAAGUCGAGAGCGGCAUGGCAAGCAGCAGCAACAACAACUACUUGGGCUGA
Molecule: messenger RNA, 504 nt
Organism: Capronia epimyces CBS 606.96
Lineage: Eukaryota; Fungi; Ascomycota; Eurotiomycetes; Chaetothyriales; Herpotrichiellaceae
Exons: 2
Coding region: 1-504 (167 amino acids)
Source: RefSeq, a predicted model, not a curated record